AUGCCCUCUAAAGUCCUUUCGUCUUGGAAGCGUGCUCCAAGAGCAGAGCUCGAUGAGGUUCCAACUGCAAACAUACCGACAAAUCCAAUACCAGAAGAUUUCGAUGCCGAUAAAAUCUUUGACUCCGUCGCGGCGAGCCUUCCACGAUUGAAGGCCGAGCAACUCGAUGACCAAGCUUUCUGGAGAGACAUUCUCGCGCUGACUGGGACAUGGCGUCACCUCCAUGGUUCAUCGCGAGUCGCAUUGAAAUGGAACGAAUUGGUAGCCCUUCGCCAGCUUUCCAACUUCGCCUAUGUUCGUGGGAGCGCACAUGCGGCCAGGAUUGGCAGUGGAGGAUUUGUUCCCGGACGCUUCACAUUCGAUAUUGGAGGAGAUUGGACUGGAACUGGAUCUGCGAUCGUGGCGCUUUAUCCUGACAGUAAUGGGGAUUGGAAAAUCUGGUUCCUGUCCACCUUUCUUGAGUCAGUAGACGGACUUGGCAGUCCAGAUGUUUUGGAGCCGGUCGUGCAGACGGAUGGCUCGAUCACAAACGGCCAUCAUGCGAACGGUGUCCGGGAAGACACGGCGUCUAGCAAUGGUGUCAACGGGCAUCAUAGUCUCGAGGAAUUUGAUGUGGCCAUCGUCGGAGCUGGCCAGGGUGGUUUAUCGACACUUGGACGAUUCAAAGCAAUCGGCUUGAAAGCUCUGGCAAUCGAGAGCCAUGACACCAUCGGCGGUAACUGGACGUCACGCUACGAUGGAGUCAAGCUACAUACUAGCAGAUACUACUCGAACUUUCCAUUCGGCAAACACUUCAAUAGCGAGGAGUUGCCGUAUUACCUGCGACCUCAAGACCUGGCUCGUGGAUUCCAGCAGUAUGUUGCCGAUUAUGGCCUUGAUGUUAGGCUUUCCUCCAAAGUCGAAUCUGCGACGUGGGACGAGGAGACACAGAGGUGGACUGUGACUGUAAAUACUGAAAACGAGAAGUGGUCCUUGAGAGCAAAACACAUUGUUUUCGCCAUUGGCACAGUAGGAGCGUUUCCAGCCCGGCCAGAGAUCCCCUCCGAGGAGUCUUAUCGGGGCACAGCAGUGCACUCGACCGCGUUCAAGAAUGCCAUUCCCUGGGCUGGCAAGAAGGGCAUUGUAGUCGGAACAGGAAACACUGCACACGAUGUCGCGGAAGAUAUGGUGGACUCCGGCUUAACAUCAGUGACCAUGACGCAGCGGACUCGCACCAUGGUCAUCCCGAUGCAAGUCUUCAAGCCACUUCACAGUCGCUUAUAUCAUGCCGAUGCCGACCUCGCCAGCUCUGAUAGAGCCGAAUGGGGCCUGCCGUUCCCAGUCCAAGGCGCAGUCUCGAAGACUCUGUUCGAGCACUGGAGAAAAACAGAUCCAGCAUUAUACGACGAUCUCGAAAGCCAAGGCUUCAAAACGGAAAUCCCAAAUCUGGUCACGAUUCACAACCGCUCUGGUGGUCAUUAUAUUGAUGUCGGAGCGGCGCAGAAGAUCAUCGAUGGGAAGAUACACAUGAAGAAUGGCUUGAUCUCCAGUUUCACGCCGCACGGGUUGCGCUUCAAAGAUGGCAGCGAGAUAGAGGCCGAUCUGAUCGUGUUUGCUACAGGGUUUAACGUCAAUAUUCGGAACCAAGUAGCUGCAAUUGUCGGGAACGAAAUCGGCGAGCUGUUAGAGGAUAGUGGUGGCUUCGACCUCGAUGGAGAGCUUCGUGGUGGAUGGAAACCUCAAGGCCAUCCCAAACUAUGGUACACAGCGGGAGAAUUUGGGCAGUGCAGAUUCUACUCCCGAUUCCUGGCUUUGCAAAUCAAGGCGGACAUCGAGGGUAGGCGAUUUCAAGAGUGGAAAGAAUGA
Molecule: messenger RNA, 1845 nt
Organism: Cercospora beticola
Lineage: Eukaryota; Fungi; Ascomycota; Dothideomycetes; Mycosphaerellales; Mycosphaerellaceae
Product: flavin-containing monooxygenase
Molecular function (GO): monooxygenase activity; flavin adenine dinucleotide binding
Source: RefSeq, a predicted model, not a curated record